This is a messenger RNA of Tetrahymena thermophila SB210, 1803 nucleotides long. RefSeq names its product nucleolar protein. The record is from RefSeq and is a predicted model, not a curated record. Lineage: Eukaryota; Ciliophora; Oligohymenophorea; Hymenostomatida; Tetrahymenidae. The transcript has 4 exons. Gene Ontology annotation, cellular component: nucleolus; nucleus; small-subunit processome. Gene Ontology annotation, biological process: maturation of SSU-rRNA from tricistronic rRNA transcript (SSU-rRNA, 5.8S rRNA, LSU-rRNA). Gene Ontology annotation, molecular function: protein binding.
AUGUCAUAUACUAUUUCAGAAGUUAACGGUGUUAAGAUUUACAAUCUUUCCGCUGGUAAAACUCUUCCUCAGUUCCUUGAGGAAGCCAAAAAGAAGAAUGCUUCACUUAAAUAUAAUUAGGAUUUCAGAAAGCGUAUAGAACUUAUUUAGGAUUUUGAUUUCCCUGUUGCAUGCAAUUAAGUAGAAAUCACUAAUGACGAGCAAUAUAUUAUAGCAACUGGUGUUUAUGCACCAACCAUUAAAAUCUAUGAAACUUAAGAAUUAUCAAUGAAGUGUUUGCGUGGUGUUGAUUCAGAAAUUGUGAAAUUUACAAUUCUUGAUGAUGAUUACACUAAAAUAGCAUUUGCUGAAUCUGAUCGUAACAUUGAAUUUCAUGCUCAAUAUGGAAAGCAUUACAAAACAAGAAUUCCCAAAUUCCCUCGUGACAUAACAUACAAUCCCUUUACUUGUGAUUUACUUAUUAGCGCUUCAUGCAAUGAAAUCUACAGAAUUUCUUUGGAAGAAGGAUAGUUUUUAAAGAGCUUUGAAAGUGCUGCUUCAGAUAUAAAUACUUUACACUUUAAUAAGCAACUAAAUUUCUUAACAUCUGGUGGCAAUGGAGGUAUACUUGAAAUUUGGGAUUAUAGAUAAAGAGCUAAAGCAACAAGCAGAAUUGUUAAUAAUGGUUAGGAUAUCACUCACAUUAAUUUUGAUAGCUCUGGAUUAGUUAUGGGUGUUGGUAGUGAAAAGGGUCUCGUUAGACUUUAUGAUAUUCGUUAUGAUGCUCCUCUAAUUGAAAUAAAGCACCACUACAAGAUGCCUAUUAAUACAAUUAAAUUCCAUGAAAAAACAAGAAAUGUUUUGAGUAGUAAUGAAAGAGUAAUUAAAGUUAACAAUAAGGAUAAUGGUAAAGUAUACACCUCUAUUGAACCUAAUUCAGGUAUCAAUAGAUUUACUAUUGUACCAAAUAGCGGUUUAAUUCUUGUAGCAUAGGAAGAACCCAGAAUCGGAACUUACUUUUUACCUCAAUUAGACAAUGCUCCUAAAUGGUGUAAUUUCUUAGAAAAUAUUACUGAAGAAUUAGAAGAAACUCAAAGCACUUUAGUUUAUGAUGAAUUUAAAUUCCUUAGUUACGAAGAUUUAGAAACUCUCAAGGCUACUAAUUUAUUAGGAACUCCCAUGCUUAAGCCCCAUCUUCAUGGUUACUUGAUGCACAUGAAGCUUUACAAUAAACUCAAAACUAAGGCUGACGUAUUUAAUAUUUAGGAAUAUUAAAAGAAUGAAGUUGCUAAAAAAUAUGAAGAAUCAAAUAAGAGCAGAUUAAUUGCUGAACCUAAGAAAGUCAAAGUUAACUAGGAAUUUUUACAAGAUUUAAAAGAAAAAAGCAAUAAAGGAAAGAAAGAUAUUGAUCCAUUCUUUAGUUUGGUAGAGGAUGAUAGAUUUAAAAAUAUGUUUGAAGAUGAAAAAUUCGUUGUAAAUAAAAACGAUGAAGCUUAUAUCCGUGCUCAUCCUAGUGAAAAAGGUAGACAAGUUAGAUAAAAAUUGAAAGAUGCUGAAGUUGAAGAAAUAGAAGCAGAAAAUAAAUAACUCUUAGGUAUGGAAGAAGACAAGGCUAAAAAGUACGAAUUAAAACAAAAGAAAAUAUAACAAAAAUAAUUAAAAAAUGAUAAGUUUGAAAAAAUUAAACUUAUAAGAAAGGAAAAGAAAAAUAAAGAAACCUUUGAAAAAAAAAUUCAAAAAAAACAAAAAAGAGAGUCAGAAUAAAGCUUGCCUAAAUUUGGAGGAAAUAGAAGCUUCAAUAAGAAAUUCAACAAAAAGAAAUGA